This is a messenger RNA of Didymodactylos carnosus, 819 nucleotides long. NCBI's taxonomy places the organism in Eukaryota, Metazoa, Rotifera, Eurotatoria, Philodinida, Philodinidae. The record is from the annotation of a GenBank genome assembly.
AUGGCGUCAAAAGCCACAACAACAGCGAAUUUUAUACAAGAUUCAAAUUCGGAACAAAAUUCUGCUUUAACAAAUAUCUUACAAUUUUUAAGUGAGUCAAUACAUUUUAUAGCCGAUACAUACAGCUGUUCGAAUUUAUCUGAAGAAUGUUUAAAGUGUUUAACGUUGGAAACAAUAGGCAUUGUUAGAUUUCUUUUGCAAGAUGCGUCAAAGUUUUCACGAAAAUAUCGACGAACAAAGAUGAUCACAGAUGAUUUUGAAUCAGCUAUUAAACUUCGGCAUGCGGAGCCAGUUAUCGGCUAUAGAUUAUCCGGCGAUCUUCCAUAUAAAUCAGCAGUUAAUAGUCAUCGCGAAUUAUCUUAUGUUGAAGAUAAAGAAAUACAACCAGAAGAUGUGAUUGCAGCUCCUCCACCAAAAGCUCCAUUCGAUAUUUCUUUACCUGUCAUGUCUUGUAUAUUGGACAGACAGUUAUGUUCACGUCCUGAUACAAAUAAUCAUUGGGCUUUGCGAGAUUUUGCUGCAUCACGUUGUGCACAAAUGGUGAAAAUUUGGUCUAUGGAAAUAGGACAAGAAACCAUUGAAGAACUUGUUUGUCCAAUAGUGAAAAUUAUUGGUGAAAGAAUAAUGAAAAUUACGGAAAGUUCACCAAUGACACCGUUAGACAAAAUAGCUAUAGAAAAAAUGAAUUAUCAGCUAUUGAAAUAUGUUCCAUCUGCCUAUCGUGCAUGUCGUGAUCCCCCGGAUGACAUAGAAAGUUUUAAACAAGAAUUUAGUAACUAUUUUGGGGCGAAACUUUACAAUCAAGUUUUACCAUUGUAA